CAGAACAACAUUUACGGUGGAUGAGGAGUUAAGCUGUGCGCAGCGGCACAACAGCUUCAUCUACACAUUCAUUCUGUUCUGGUAGUCAUGUUUCCAAAGUCUUUUCAAUCCCUGGCUUUUGAAAAAGUGUCCUUUGUGGUUUUCAUCGUGACCUGUGGCAUCACGGUGACCUCCCUACCCACUGACAUCGAGAAGGGAAGAAGAAAAGUGGUGCAUGUUCUCGAGGAUGACAGUGGGGCGGUCAUUGUGCAAACAGCUCCUGGUAAAGUGAUUACACAUCGCGGUGGCUCCAUCACUCUGCCGUGCAGAUUCCAUCACGAGCCAGAAAACACUGACCCCGCUCGCAUACGCAUUAAAUGGACCAAAGUGACGGAUGCACUGCAGUUUGAGGACGUCUUUGUAGCACUUGGAAGGCAGCAGCGAGUGUUUGGCCCUUACCGAGGCCGUGUGUUUCUGGAGCAGGGAGGUCCAGGCGAUGCCUCAGUCAUCAUCCAAAACGUCACUCUGGAGGAUUACGGACGCUAUGAAUGUGAAGUCACUAAUGACAUGGAAGAUGAUACAGGAUUUGUGAACCUUGAUCUAGAAGGGGUGGUGUUUCCUUAUUACCCCCGUGAGGGGCGCUAUAAGCUCAACUACCACCAGGCUGAGGAUGCCUGCAAACAGCAGGACGCCAUUCUGGCCUCACACUCUCAACUGCACAAGGCCUGGCUGGAGGGACUAGACUGGUGUAAUGCUGGGUGGCUGGAGGACGGCUCAGUCCAGUACCCCAUCUCUCAUCCCAGAGACGAGUGUGGCCGCAAGGACACCCCAGCUGGUGUUCGUAACUAUGGCUACAGGCAUAAGGAGGACAAACGCUAUGAUGGUUUCUGUUUCACAUCCAAGCUGAAUGGCAAAGUGUACUUCCUCAAACGCUUCAAGAAGGUGAACUACGCUGAGGCCACGAAGGCCUGCAUCCGAGACGGUUCUGUGGUGGCCAAAGUGGGUCAGCUGUAUGCAGCAUGGAAAUUCCAGCUCCUGGACCGCUGUGAAGCCGGUUGGCUGGAGGACGGCAGCAUCCGUUACCCCAUAGUAAACCCCCGCUCUCGCUGCGGAGGAUCCCAGCCAGGUGUGCGACACCUUGGCUUCCCCGAUAAAAAGUUCCGCCUCUAUGGGGUCUACUGUUUCCUCAAGAAUAAGGAUGAAAGAGAAGGAGGCACUGACAUGAAAAGAAGCCCUACAGAAAGCUUGACAAAGAGCAAGAGCAGCAACAACAUCCCCAUGAAUGCCACUCGAGUGAUUUAAAGUGGAGUGCAGGGGGGUAAGAUUUUAGAUUUAGCUGUAACUGUCGCCUAGGGUGAUUUUCCAUUUUGUCUAAAGCCAGUCAAUCAUCUUAAGGAGUAUGUUAGCUAAUCUGUCAUCAGGAAAGUGUUAGAUUAAACAGCAGCCAUUAAACCCUUGUUUACAUGUUUAAAUGUGUGUGUGAGGACUGAGCCUCAGUCAGAGCUAGAAUCUCAGUGCCAGGGUGAAAGACAUUAAUUAGCUGGUGAGAUGAGAUGAUCUGCUUCACCAUACAAAAAAAAAAAAAAUCCAAGAUACCGUGGUAGGGUUUUGAUUGUACGAAGUGCAAUUGCCUGCAACGGAAGCCAUGCUUGGCUUGCAACCCUCUGGCACAAUUGUGACUCAUGUUUCUCAUUAACUAAGACCUGGCAAUCUCAUUAUCAUCAGAGCUGCACAAGCCAAGCAGUAAAUAUUGCACUAGCUCUUAAAAUGUUUGCACUUUAACUGCAUAGGACUACAUUUUAGUACAGCAUUUUAGCUUGAACUUUAGCAAGCAUGUAUUAGAGAGUAGUCACCAGGGCUGAAUCAGCAAAAAUGCAAAGCUAAAGCAAAUGCUAUUUACCUCAUUAUGCUGCACUUCUGAGCUACUUGGAUCACCAACUGCACUAUAAAUGUUACCUUUAUCUCAGAGAAUGUUUGUCACCAUAGAAUGUUCUGGGGA
This is a messenger RNA of Solea solea (common sole), 1978 nucleotides long. It is a transcript of the gene hapln4, whose product is annotated as hyaluronan and proteoglycan link protein 4. Bases 88 to 1281 code for a protein of 397 amino acids. Gene Ontology annotation, biological process: cell adhesion. Lineage: Eukaryota; Metazoa; Chordata; Actinopteri; Pleuronectiformes; Soleidae. Gene Ontology annotation, molecular function: hyaluronic acid binding. The record is from RefSeq and is a predicted model, not a curated record. The transcript has 7 exons.